AUGACGAGAUGUACUAUAGAAGGCCCAACACCAGUAUCAGCUCUAUUACACUCGAGUACAAUAGUUGUAGCCGGAGUAUUCCUAAUAAUUCGAUUCUACCCACUAACACAAAACAACCAAACCAUCCUAACUUUAACACUAUGCCUAGGCGCAAUAACCACACUAUUUACCGCAAUAUGGCUUACACAAAACGAUAUCAAAAAAAUUGUAGCAUUCUCCACCUCAAGCCAACUAGGCUUAAUAUUUGUUACCCUGGGGAUUAAUCAACCACACCUAGCAUUUCUUCACAUCUGCACCCACGCCUUCUUCAAAGCCAUACUAUUCAUGUGCUCUGGGUCAAUCAUUCAUAAUCUAAAUAAUGAACAAGACAUCCGAAAAAUAGGAGGGCUCUUUAAGCCCAUACCAUUCACUUCAUCCUGCUUAACCAUCGGAAGCCUCGCACUCACAGGAAUACCAUUCUUAACAGGUUUCUACUCAAAAGAUUUAAUUAUCGAAACCCUAAACACGUCUAAUACCAACGCCUGAGCCUUACUAAUCACACUAAUCGCCACCUCAAUAACCGCUGUAUACAGCACACGAAUCAUCUUCUUCGUUGUAAUAUCUAAACCACGAUUCAUCCCAACAAUUACAAUAAACGAAAAUAACCCCCAACUAAUCAACCCUAUUAACCGCCUUGCCCUAGGAAGUAUCCUAGCAGGAUUCAUAAUCACCUCAAAUCUCCCACCAACUAAUAUUCCCACAAUAACAAUACCACUAUCACUAAAAUUAAUAGCCAUUACAAUUUCUAUCUUGGGAUUUACAAUCGCCAUAGACCUAAACAACCUAACCUCAAUACUUACGCACAAAUCACCUACCACCACAUACAAAUUCACCACACUUCUAGGGUUCUUCCCAUCAAUCAUUCACCACUUAUUACCAAUCAAAAGCCUAACUAUAAGCCAAAGCAUGGCAUCAAACCUAAUAGACCUAAUUUGACUAGAAAAAGCUAUCCCAAAAACAAUUGCCAACACACAAAUAACUGCUUCCAUCAUUACAUCAAACCAAAAAGGACUUAUCAAACUCUACUCACUAUCAUUCCUAAUAAAUAUUACCAUUAUCUCACUACUCACCCUAACCUAUUACCUCGAGUAAUUUCAAUAAUAAUAAAAAUACUAACAAACAAAGUCCACCCGGCAACUACUACUAUUCACCCAGUACAACUAUACAUAGCCGCCGCACCCAUCCCAUCCUCACUAAGCAACCCAAUUUCUUCCCCUUCAAAAGCCACCCAAUCCUCUAUAUUAUUAAACUCAACAACCAACUCCACACCACCAUCAUUACCUAACCAAAACACUAAUCACAACUCUAUAACAAUACCAGCCACCAAUAACCCAAGAACUAGCCAGUUAGACCCCCAAGACUCCGGGUACUCCUCAGAAGCCAUAGUCGCAGUAUAACCAAAUACAACCAACAUACCACCCAAAUAAAUCAAAAACACCAUUAAACCUAAAAACUGACCACCAAAACUCAACACAAUCCCACAACCAACACAACCACCAACAAUUAAACACAACCCACCAUAAACAGGAGAGGGUUUAAUUGACAAACCAAUAAAACAAGUAACAAGAGCUACACUCAUAAUAAAAACAUAAUUGGACAUAGUUCCUACAUAGCAUUUAACUAAGACCAAUGACAUGAAAAAUCAUCGUUGUAAUUCAACUACAGAAACCCUAAUGACAAACCUACGUAAAUCACACCCCCUAAUCAAAAUUAUUAAUCACUCACUCAUCGAUUUACCAACACCAUCUAGUAUCUCAACAUGAUGAAACUUCGGAUCCCUACUAGGAGUAUGCCUAGGAUUACAAAUCGUUACCGGGCUAUUCCUAGCAAUACACUACACAUCCGACACCCUUACGGCCUUUUCAUCAGUAACCCAUAUCUGUCGAGACGUUAACUACGGCUGAAUAAUCCGAUAUCUACACGCCAACGGCGCAUCCAUAUUCUUCAUCUGCCUGUUCCUACACGUAGGACGAGGUAUCUACUAUGGGUCUUACCACUUCAAAGAAACAUGAAACAUUGGCAU
Molecule: messenger RNA, 2062 nt
Organism: Nannospalax galili (Upper Galilee mountains blind mole rat)
Lineage: Eukaryota; Metazoa; Chordata; Mammalia; Rodentia; Spalacidae
Product: NADH-ubiquinone oxidoreductase chain 5-like
Biological process (GO): electron transport coupled proton transport; ATP synthesis coupled electron transport
Molecular function (GO): NADH dehydrogenase (ubiquinone) activity
Source: RefSeq, a predicted model, not a curated record